Molecule: messenger RNA, 2805 nt
Organism: Zymoseptoria tritici IPO323
Lineage: Eukaryota; Fungi; Ascomycota; Dothideomycetes; Mycosphaerellales; Mycosphaerellaceae
Exons: 2
Coding region: 1-2805 (934 amino acids)
Source: RefSeq, a predicted model, not a curated record
AUGCAGCACCAGUCACACGAGCAGACCGACGAAGACGACCAAACGAUAUACGGUCCACCCGCACACAUCGCCGCUCGCUUUUACCGCAAUCAGCUCAAUCGUCGCAAAUCGUCCGCCGCCUCAUCGAGGCGCAACUCGCUAUCCUCCGCUCACUCUCACACUUCCAGCCGAUCGCAGCGUCGCAGUUCCGCAGGAUGUCAAAGCACAUAUGUCGCUCAGCACCUUCGCCGAGCUUCAAUCAUUGAGUCCCGCAAGGCUCGUCUGGCGGAUCGAGCGGCGCAUGCAGAGCAGGUGCGAUUGCGUGCCGCGCUGGUGAAAGCGACACCUCGAGGCAGCACUUCAAAUACUGAGGAGCGCGCGCUCGCUGCUCAGGUCGCGAAAGAGAAGUAUCUUGCGAAAGUCGCGGCGACAUGUGCGGAGGAAGUGGCGCGGGCGAAGAGGAUCGCGGAGGAAGUGAAGGAGCGCAAGCAGGCGGAGGAGGCGCGAGUUCGUCUGGAGAUGGAAGAGCGGCAUGCGGAGGCUGAGAAGAGACGGGCGGAAUAUCAGCGCAACCUACAGGCGAGGAGAGCACGAAGGGCGGAUAGUGCGGAGAAGAAGCUGGCUAUUUUGGAAGAGGAUCCCGCGUUUGCGCAAGACGCUGCUGCUAGGCGCGUGCAGAAGGCUUGGAGGCUGUAUCAGCGUAAGCUGCCAGUACUGGCGUUCAGGAAGUUGGAUAUAACGGCACAGCGAGCCUUGACCACGAGCUUUGAAGACCUGACGGCACUUGUGGCAGAUGCUGAAGUGAUCUCGAACACUACGGCUGUCCUUACACACAUCGGAUUACAAGAUACCCACGACAGCAAUGCUGCACUCAACACAAGGACAUUUCUUAGCGCCUACCUCAUUGUGGGCCACCCAGUUGCGGUACUCAUGAACAAGAAUGGCGCACAGGAGCAGGACCUCAUCAGCAAGGCAUCGGAGCUCGUCAGCCUCUUCGAGUCCUCCAUCUCACGUCUGGACAACUGGAACAAUUUCACACCCAAUCCGAUGCAGCUCGAGACUCUUUCGCAGUCUUACACUGCUUAUACCUCAGCUUUCGCAGCAUGGCGACUUCAAGACUCGAGCGUAUUGAUCGAAGGUAUGGUCGCAUCCUUCGUCGAACUUGAUGCGAUCUGGCAGACGGUGAAAGAUGACGAUCGUGGUGAGGUGGCCGGCGAGUACAAGCAGGGCAUCCGUGACAACCAGGUCAUGCUUUUGAGCAGAAUCAGGAAGCUGGCCGGACCAGAUCGUGCCGACUUCCUCAUCAAGAAGGCGAUUCGUGAAAGUCGGCGUAGACGCCCUAAGAGGCGUCCCGCGGCGGAGAUUCGGCCGAGAGGUGUUGAAGUCAUCGCGCCGGAAGCUGGUCCGUCUGUCGAGGCGGCUGUCGAGGAGGCGGGCCUUCCGAUGACACCCAUUGGCUCGGGCGAGAUCACCAAACUGUUCACUGCUAUGCCGAGCAACCGCAUCUUGACCCACGAGCUCGCGAUCAAUAAGGAUUACAAGUUGGAAGAUCGCAAUAGUGAGGUUCGCGACCACUUGUAUCGCAGCAUUUGCGAGAGCAUGAAGGCGGGUUUCGAAGCUGGGAACGGAGCACUCUGGACAGUUUCCACUGCCGAGAAUGUUCGCGAUAAGCUGCUACGCAUGCUCAAGCCCGGCAACAGCAUGUACAAGAUGAUCUCGGAAGCGCUGGAUCUGGACAACAUUCACCGGCAGUGCCAGCAAGGUGUCUUUUCGUAUAACGGGUUCUUUAACUUCAUGGCAAAUGUCUUGCCCAAGCUCUGCGCGCCCUUCAGGGAUCAAGAAGUCAAGACGUGGACAGAGGAGCUCCGCAAUGAUGAGAGUGGAGAUGAACUAGGCGCCAUGAUCGAGAAGUUGUUUAAGCUCCUCCGCAUGGUCGACGUGCUCAGUCUAGACUACAGCAACUUCAUGAUCAUGAACGCCGCACCCACUCUUAUUCAAGAAUCCGCCGGCUACGAACAACGCAUGUUCGCUCGCGACCUCGAAGCGGGCGUCAUUUCCCUCGACCAAACUCAGCGCUGGUGGCAUCAAGCCCGGUCAGCUCUCACCUCUGAAGCCGACCGCCGCGACCCCGAGGGCGUCCGGCACCCCUCCGAUCGCCCUUCUCCUAACAAAAUCUACACGCACGCCCUCAUCGAAACAGCCAUCAGCCAAAGCGAGCUCGAUGCCAUCCCGUUCCCGGAGACUCUCACACUCGACGUCGACCGUCUGCGGAAAGUCCGCAUCAAUGCCAUCCGCAUCGCCGUUGUGGGCGCAAUCCUUCUCACGACCAAGAAUCUCCUCAAACGAGAUGUCCGCAGCCAGUGGAAGAGCGAAGCUGCUCGCUUGUGGGCACUCCUCGCGACCGAACCCUUCAACACGACCGAAGAACCCACCACCGCGCAGAAAGCCUUCUCCAUCCUCGAGACGGCUCAUAACAUGCCUGCUCCGACCAAGUCCGCCGUGCUAAACACCAUUACUCGAUUCUUCUCUCAGGCUGCCGAGGCCACGUCCUCCACCAAUUCGGGUAGCAGCGUCCGCUUCACCGAUCCGGUGCUGAAAGUCCUCUUCCAACGGCUCAAGUCCCACGUCUCAGCAAGACUAGACGCGCAGACGUCCGCGGAGAAAGUCCGAGCGGCGAGUUCGGCAAGUGAGAAGUUGGCGGCCAGUGGAAUGGCGGAAUUUACGGAGAAGGUGGCGGGGAUCGUGGAGAUUCUGGAGAGGGUGAGGGAUGUGGAUUGGAGGUCGCAUGGGGGGUGGUAUGAGGGGAUCGCUGCUGCGGUGGAGUAA